This is a messenger RNA of Metopolophium dirhodum (rose-grain aphid), 1006 nucleotides long. RefSeq lists its product as uncharacterized. The coding region runs from base 613 to 981 and encodes 122 amino acids. NCBI's taxonomy places the organism in Eukaryota, Metazoa, Arthropoda, Insecta, Hemiptera, Aphididae. The transcript is spliced from 4 exons. The record is from RefSeq and is a predicted model, not a curated record.
UCGUAUGACCUGUUCAUGUAAUAUUAAUUUUAAAAACAACUAAGUUAUUUUGUAGUAAUAGUAAUUAUAAUAUAUAAUGUAUGUAUUGGUGUUGACCGUAGUCCGGAAUAUUCAUUUAAAAAUAGCUAGGUCAAAUUUUAGGGCGUUGUCCGAAUAAAAACUAGUAUCGAUAGGAGGUCGUAUAAGACCGUUGGCGGAAUAAAACUGGGCGUUGUCCGAAUAAAAACUAGUAUCGAUAGGAGGUCGUAUAAGACCGUUGGCGGAAUAAAACUGAUAUUAAUAAGAGGACAAAUUAAGGGCGUUGGCUGGUUUAAUGAACAUUGCUAUGAAUAUUCCACAUUUCAAAGUAUCUAUGGUAGUGGAAACAUUACAGUAUAUAAGGCUAGCGUAUUAACAGCAAUAUUACAGUCAACAUUCAGCAACUAGAACUUCUUCAUCAUCUAUAACAAUUCAGCUUCAAGAUGUCUUACAGAACUUCGAUCAUCGAUUCCGGAUCAGAGAACGAAUUUGAGUCCCUGGACACAAAAAAGCCUUCUACUUCAAAGCAGGCCAAAACAUCGUUAAAAAGAGGGGCUGAAAAAACAGUAGACAAAAAAAAACAAAAAAAAACAGAUGAAAACAAGUUCAUCAUACAGAGAAAUUCUCGAAGAGAAAUUGCGGGCGGAAGAAUUUGAUGAAGAGAUUUUUAAUUCUGUCACUUUUCGUCAGGGAGAUGGUUUGGCUACCAUCAAAAGCCAAUUUAAUCCAGACGAAAAGCCGACGGAUUAUUGGACGAUAACACAUUACAAGUGUGCGAAUAUACACAACGUCCCAACAAAGGAAAGGUGGCGACACUCUGAGGCAUCUGUCAAGGUGACGACAUCGGACAAGUCAAAAGAUCAGACUCUCAAUACAAGUUUAAACGAGACCAUGCAGGUUAUAUUUGAUGUAAUUUUGAAAGACCCGGAACGUCGUACAAUAAGAAAUAAAUUAGCCGCAUGAAAAAAAAAAAAAUGUAGUAUAAAAA